Molecule: messenger RNA, 1605 nt
Organism: Guillardia theta CCMP2712
Lineage: Eukaryota; Cryptophyceae; Pyrenomonadales; Geminigeraceae
Exons: 15
Coding region: 1-1605 (534 amino acids)
Biological process (GO): potassium ion transmembrane transport
Cellular component (GO): membrane
Molecular function (GO): voltage-gated potassium channel activity
Source: RefSeq, a predicted model, not a curated record
AUGAGGGCUGUCUAUCGCCGGAAUAGCAAGGCCAGCCGCAGCGAAGCAGAGGAGCGCAAGGGGCUGCGCAAGACAUCGUCCUACAUCAGUGUUUCUCCAGACGCAUCAAUCUUGGACAGAUUGAGCGGACAUGUUUGGAAUACGCUGGAGCAUCCUUCUUCGAGCAGACUGGCCUCUGUUUGGAUGAUCGUUUUGAUCGUUACCAUCAUCAUCAGCUGCACCUCCUUCAUAGCAGAAACGAUCCCUUCAUUGUGCUGCGGGAGUACGGAUGGAGUUUGGCACCAAAUCGACAUUGUUUGUAUCGCCAUCUUCACAAUAGACUACGUAUUGCGUGUUAUCACCUGUCCGGACAUAUACGUCGAGUACCUGCCAGCACCUCGGCUCUUCGGAUACAACAAGGCGGUAACUCCCGAGGGAGACCAAGUGAGUGAUUCCACAGUCAACAAACCAGUAUGGUUGACAAAGCUCCUAGCGAGGGUUUCGUUUGUCUUGCGGAUUGCAAACAUGAUUGACCUUCUCUCGAUCCUUCCCUUCUACAUCAGACUGCUUGCUGGUUCCCGGAGAAGUGGAGCGAUUCAAGUCAUAAAGAUUGGAAGGGUUUUCAGGUUGUUGAGGAUAAUCAAGUACAGCUCGGGAUCCGAGCUCUUGGCAAGGACGAUCCGGACAAGUAUUGAGCCACUAGGAAUGCUCAUUUUCUUCGUUUCCAUCGCUGUCACUCUUUUCAGCAGCGCCAUGUACUUCGCGGAAAGGGGUGUGUGGUGUGAUGAGUUCAACAACAUGUGUGGUGGAUCAGCAGAAGAUGGUAAGGGAUGGUACGCCAUCCCCCAUACAUACAAAGGAGCGACGUUCAGCGAUGGAUGCCAAGGACAUUCAUGGUGCCGGGCAAAGAGUCAAUUCUCGAGCAUCUUCAUCUCCGGUUACUGGUGUCUGACAACAGUGACAACCACGGGAUACGGAGACAUGUAUCCAAGCUCCGUCGGAGGGAAAGUUCUAGGAUUCUUCAUUAUGUUCAGCGGCCCGAUCAUUCUCGCUCUGCCCAUCACUGUGAUCAGCACAACGUUUGCGGAGGCGUACGAAGAUGAGGAAUUCAAGAAUGGAUCCGGCGAUGACAACUAUGUGACCAACUUUCUCUCCGAACAUUCCCAGGCAGAGAUGAGCACCUAUUCCAAGGAGGACCUGUCACGAACUCCAAGUCAGAGCUCGGAAUCUACUGUCAGCGCUCAGGAGAGCAGAAACAGCAGCGAUCUCAUAAGAACCACUCCGCUGAUCCAGCCCGUCGAUCACAUUCCCCUCAUGAACUCGAACAGCGGCCAUGGCUUUCUCCCUGUCAUCGCCGAGACCAACGGGGCCGGCCUGGGCUUGCCCAACAGCACCGCCAGCUCGGAAUCAGCUGAGUCCCCGGAAUGGAAUGGUGUAGAGCGGCAGUUAUCAGGGGACGUCUCCUCGUCAGCAGGAGGGGACAACUUUCAGCUCACUAGAGAGCUCAAGACCCUCCUUCUCGCCCACCGCAAACAGGUGAUGGAGGACGUUUCUAACCUGCUGAAGGACAACACGGAGCUGAUCAUAAAGGAGAUACUUCUCGAGCUCGAGGGGGAAGAAGAGUGA